AUGACCUCUCUAACCGGGACAACACCGCGGAUGAUGCGCCCGAGCCCAGGUCAGAAUUAUAACAGGACCGGCUUCCCUCUGGAAGUGUCCACACCUCUGGGUCAGGGGAGAGUUAACCAGCUGGGCGGAGUGUUCAUUAACGGCAGGCCCCUACCGAACCAUAUUCGACACAAAAUCGUGGAGAUGGCCCAUCACGGUAUCCGGCCCUGUGUCAUCUCCAGGCAGCUGCGAGUCUCUCACGGCUGCGUGUCCAAAAUCCUGUGUCGCUACCAGGAGACUGGCUCUAUCCGGCCCGGGGCAAUCGGAGGCAGCAAGCCCAGGCAGGUAGCAACGCCUGAUGUAGAGAAAAAGAUCGAGGAGUACAAGAGAGAAAACCCGGGGAUGUUUAGCUGGGAGAUCAGAGACAAGCUGCUCAAGGACAGUAUCUGUGACAGGAGCACUGUACCUUCAGUGAGUUCGAUCAGUCGGGUGUUAAGAGCCAAGUUUGGAAGGAGAGAUGAUGACGAAGAUAUGGAGAAGAAAGAGGAUGAAGGGGGCAGAAAGACUAAGCAUAGUAUUGAUGGAAUCCUCGGGGAGAAAGUACCAUGGCAGUUAUUAAGCCCACCUGAGAAGACAGGGUUUUGGUUCAACAUCGCAUCCAAAAGACUAAAAAAGCGCAUAUCAUUGUUGUCGUCGUCAUCAUGGUUCAUUCUGCUAAUUGUGGUGCAUGGAUUCCUGCUGUAA
Messenger RNA from Carcharodon carcharias (great white shark), 723 nucleotides. Its product is annotated as paired box protein Pax-7-like. Gene Ontology annotation, molecular function: RNA polymerase II cis-regulatory region sequence-specific DNA binding; DNA-binding transcription factor activity, RNA polymerase II-specific. The record is from RefSeq and is a predicted model, not a curated record. Lineage: Eukaryota; Metazoa; Chordata; Chondrichthyes; Lamniformes; Lamnidae. The transcript is spliced from 6 exons. The coding region runs from base 1 to 723 and encodes 240 amino acids. Gene Ontology annotation, biological process: anatomical structure development; regulation of transcription by RNA polymerase II.